AUGCCAGAAACAAACUCUGCUGAGGAAAUGGAAGGGGAGAAGGAAACUUUCGCAUUCCAGGCUGAAAUAGCCCAGUUGAUGAGUCUAAUCAUCAACACAUUUUACAGCAAUCAAGAAAUUUUCCUGAGAGAAUUAAUUUCUAAUGCAUCUGAUGCACUUGAUAAAAUUUGCUAUGACUCCCUCACAGACCCCAGUAAACUGGACAGUGGAAAAGACUUGCAAAUCAGAUUAAUCCCAGACAAAGAGAACAAAACACUCACAAUUGCGGACACUGGUAUUGGUAUGACGAAAGCUGACCUUGUCAACAACCUAGGUACCAUUGCCAAAUCUGGCACCAAAGCUUUUAUGGAGGCACUUCAAGUAGGUGCAGACAUCUAUGAUUGGGCAGUUUGGUGUAGGUUUC
Messenger RNA from Lymnaea stagnalis (great pond snail), 403 nucleotides. NCBI's taxonomy places the organism in Eukaryota, Metazoa, Mollusca, Gastropoda, Lymnaeidae. The record is from the annotation of a GenBank genome assembly.